AUGACGGGCUCCGCAGGAGCGGCUUCAGCGGCUACUUCCAGCCGCGGAAACAGGAAUUUUUCACAGGAAGGAGACUACGAGAUGAUUUUGCCGAAUUUGCCAACAGGUCGUUUUGUUAUUAAUACAGUUUUUCUUCACGGGGACGUUCAAGCGCGACCUUACCGAGUAGAGGACUUUCGCGACGCGCUGGCUGGGUUGACGCUGCUUCCUGAGGUUAUCGCCUUAGGGGCGUAUCGAAUGAGCCAUGUGUGGGCCGUAACUUUCAAGAGUGCUGAAGCCGUCAAGAAGAUACUCGCUGCAAGUGAAAUGAAGGUCAAAGGCCGACGCUGCGUCGUCAUUGAUCCUGGAAAUCAAGAUGUAAGAAUGAAAGUUCACUGGCUACUACACAAUAUUCCAGACGACGACGUGCGCGUGGCUUUCCUGCCUUAUGGAAGAGUGACGGAAAUCAGCAGAGAACGGUGGCGUGUUCACGGAAUUGCUGACAAGGGGUCCACCACCCGGUUGGUGUCCCUGCGACUCAAAGCCGGCGUCAAGCUUGAAGACCUACCACACCAGGUGAACGUCGCAGGCGAACAAGCUUUGGUUGUCGUAUCGGGUCGUGCACCAAUGUGCCUUCGCUGUCAUACGACGGGGCACAUCCGCCGCGACUGCAGAGUUCCAAAAUGCAGCGCAUGCCGAAGAUUCGGACAUGAAGAAGGACAAUGCCCUAAGACAUACGCCAGCGUCACAGGGCCUUCGAGUGCUGAGGAACCAUCCGAGCUCCUCAUGGACGAAACCGACGCCGAGGAAGCUGCCAAGCCUUCAGGUGACGCCGCAACCGGAAAAAUGGUAACAUUGUCAGCCAGCAAAUCUAAGCUGGAGGAAAGGCGUGAACCACCAGCGGGCGAGCCUCAAGACCAAGGUCCGGCAGUCGUAAAAGCUGCCACAUCGAAAGACACCUGUCAACCUACCAGCGAGGAUACAAAGGUGGCGGAAAACCAAGAGACUUGUAUGGAAGUCGUCGAAAGCGCCAGUGGACAGCCCAUCAAGCGGCCAUUAGAGGAAAGCGUCGAGGAAAAGGCGGACAAAAGAGGUGAAGGGACAGAACCACCGUUCAAGGAAAUGACCACAAGGCGGACCUCAAUAAAACCACGGCCGAAUAUUUCGGCCGAGCGACGGUCGGCGGACAAACCGCCGCCUUGACGCUGAGUCUCCGCAUGGGACUGUGUGGGUGGUCUUCGGGGGAGUUUUCGGGGACUAUGGUCGGACUGAGUGCAAGUGUUGUGA
Molecule: messenger RNA, 1266 nt
Organism: Dermacentor silvarum
Lineage: Eukaryota; Metazoa; Arthropoda; Arachnida; Ixodida; Ixodidae
Exons: 1
Coding region: 1-1182 (393 amino acids)
Molecular function (GO): nucleic acid binding; zinc ion binding
Source: RefSeq, a predicted model, not a curated record